AAGUUAUUCUCCUGCCUCAGCCUCCCAAGUAGCUGGGAUUACAGGCGCAUGCCACCACGCCCGGCUAAUUUUUGAAUUUUUAGUAGAGACGGGGGUUUCACCAUGUUGACUAGGCUGGUCUUCAACGCCUGACCUCAGGUGAUCCGCCCGCCUCGGCAUCCCAAAGUGCUGGGAUUACAGGCGUGAGCCACCGCGCCCGGCCUUCUCAUAGUCUCUUAGCUUUCUAAAAUUUGAAAAAUCCUGUAAAGACAUACCUGGGCCAAAGGGUUCAGAUAACGGACUGUGGCCCUUAAGUACCUACCUCACAGGUUAUUGAGAGGAUCGAUUUAGUUACCAGAUAUAAAAUGCUGAGAUCAGUGCCCGGCAAAGGAAAACUUUGUACAGCUGCAGGCUUUUACCAUAUACAACAGCAUCGUUAACGAAUGCUAUUACAAUAUUCAUUUAGCAUUUACCAAGUGCCUGCUCUGUACAAAUCUUGAGAAUACAACGUGAAGGUGAACUGCUGACUAAACUUUGGUCCCUUUCGCUCCGGCUCCUUGCGAAAAUGCUCUAACGGCAGGAGGUCACACGAGCGCCGGACGCGAUUCUCCCCGCGAGCCCCUUUCCCGGGCCUUUCGGGUUCUCCCAGUUAUCCCUGCCCAGGCGGUGCUCGCCCCCGCUGUUCCCGCUUCCGGUCCAGAGAGGGAGGGCUUUCCGAGCCCGCUAGCCCCGCGGCCGCAACCAACCUCGGGUCGGAGUGUUCCGGCCCGGCCAGCCCCGCGGCGUGAGGUAAGUGGAGCUCAGCAGUUCCCCGCGCGGGGCCCAGGCAACGGCGGCAGGGCGGGCCCCUCACCGCUAGCGUGCCAGCCCCGCCCCUCCCCACUAUUGUGCCAGCCCCGCCCCUCCCCACCAUUGUGCCAGCCCCGCCCCUCCCCACGUCGCCGCGCGCCCGGGGGCGGGGCCUGGCGCGCACCGCCCGCGCACGGCGAGGCGCCUGUUGAUUGGCCACUGCGGCCCGGGUUCCUCCGGCGGAGCGCGCCUCCCGCCAGGUUUCCCGCCAGCAGGAGCCGCGCGGUAGAUGCGGUGCGUGUAGGCGCUCCGUCCGACAGAUCGGUUGGGCCUUGCCAGCUGUCGCUAUGUCGCGACAGAGCACCCUGUACAGCUUCUUCCCCAAGUCUCCGGCGCUGAGUGAUGCUAACAAGGCCUCGACCAGGGCCUCACGCGAAGGCGGCCGUGCCGCUGCUGCCCCCGGGGCCUCUCCUUCCCCAGGCGGGGAUGCGGCCUGGAGCGAGGCUGGGCCUGGGCCCAGGCCCUUGGCGCGCUCCGCGUCGCCGCCCAAGGCGAAGAACCUCAACGGAGGGCUGCGGAGAUCGGCAGCGCCUGCGGCCCCCACCAGUUGUGACUUCUCACCAGGAGAUUUGGUUUGGGCCAAGAUGGAGGGUUACCCCUGGUGGCCUUGUCUGGUUUACAACCACCCCUUUGAUGGAACAUUCAUCCGCGAGAAAGGGAAAUCAGUCCGUGUUCAUGUACAGUUUUUUGAUGAUAGCCCAACAAGGGGCUGGGUUAGCAAAAGGCUUUUAAAGCCAUAUACAGGUUCAAAAUCAAAGGAAGCCCAGAAGGGAGGUCAUUUUUACAGUGCAAAGCCUGAAAUACUGAGAGCAAUGCAACGUGCAGAUGAAGCCUUAAAUAAAGACAAGAUUAAGAGGCUUGAAUUGGCAGUUUGUGAUGAGCCCUCAGAGCCAGAAGAGGAAGAAGAGAUGGAGGUAGGCACAACUUAUGUAACAGAUAAGAGUGAAGAAGAUAAUGAAAUUGAGAGUGAAGAGGAAGUACAGCCUAAGACACAAGGAUCUAGGCGAAGUAGCCGCCAAAUAAAAAAACGAAGGGUCAUAUCAGACUCUGAGAGUGACAUUGGUGGCUCUGAUGUGGAAUUUAAGCCAGACACUAAGGAGGAAGGAAGCAGUGAUGAAAUAAGCAGUGGAGUGGGGGAUAGUGAGAGUGAAGGCCUGAACAGCCCUGUCAAAGUGGCUCGAAAGCGGAAGAGAAUGGUAACUGGAAAUGGCUCUCUUAAAAGGAAAAGCUCUAGGAAGGAAACGCCCUCAGCCACCAAACGAGCAACUAGCAUUUCAUCAGAAACCAAGAAUACUUUGAGAGCUUUCUCUGCCCCUCAAAAUUCUGAAUCCCAAGCCCACGUUAGUGGAGGUGGUGAUGACAGUAGUCGCCCUACUGUUUGGUAUCAUGAAAGUUUGGAAUGGCUUAAGGAGGAAAAGAGAAGAGAUGAGCACAGGAGGAGGCCUGAUCACCCUGAUUUUGAUGCAUCUACACUCUAUGUGCCUGAGGAUUUCCUCAAUUCUUGUACUCCUGGGAUGAGGAAGUGGUGGCAGAUUAAGUCUCAGAACUUUGAUCUUGUCAUCUGUUACAAGGUGGGGAAAUUUUAUGAGCUGUACCACAUGGAUGCUCUUAUUGGAGUCAGUGAACUGGGGCUGGUAUUCAUGAAAGGCAACUGGGCCCAUUCUGGCUUUCCUGAAAUUGCAUUUGGCCGUUAUUCAGAUUCCCUGGUGCAGAAGGGCUAUAAAGUAGCACGAGUGGAACAGACUGAGACUCCGGAAAUGAUGGAGGCACGAUGUCGAAAGAUGGCACAUAUAUCCAAGUAUGAUAGAGUGGUGAGGAGGGAGAUCUGUAGGAUCAUUACCAAGGGUACACAGACUUACAGUGUGCUGGAAGGUGAUCCCUCUGAGAACUACAGUAAGUAUCUUCUUAGCCUCAAAGAAAAAGAGGAAGAUUCUUCUGGCCAUACUCGUGCAUAUGGUGUGUGCUUUGUUGAUACUUCACUGGGAAAGUUUUUCAUAGGUCAGUUUUCAGAUGAUCGCCAUUGUUCGAGAUUUAGGACUCUAGUGGCACACUAUCCCCCAGUACAGGUCUUAUUUGAAAAAGGAAAUCUCUCAAAGGAAACUAAAACAAUUCUAAAGAGUUCAUUGUCCUCUUCUCUUCAGGAAGGUCUGAUACCCGGCUCCCAGUUUUGGGAUGCAUCCAAAACUUUGAGAACUCUCCUUGAGGAAGGAUAUUUUAGGGAAAAGCUAACCGAUGACAUUGGGGUGAUGUUACCCCAGGUGCUUAAAGGUAUGACUUCAGAGUCUGAUUCCAUUGGGUUGACACCAGGAGAGAAAAGUGAAUUGGCCCUCUCUGCUCUAGGUGGUUGUGUCUUCUACCUCAAAAAAUGCCUUAUUGAUCAGGAGCUUUUAUCAAUGGCUAAUUUUGAAGAAUAUAUUCCCUUGGAUUCUGACACAGUCAGCACUACAAGAUCUGGUGCUAUCUUCACCAAAGCCUAUCAACGAAUGGUGCUAGAUGCAGUGACAUUAAACAACUUGGAGAUUUUUCUGAAUGGAACAAAUGGUUCUACUGAAGGAACCCUACUAGAGAGGGUUGAUACUUGCCACACUCCUUUUGGUAAGCGACUCCUAAAGCAAUGGCUUUGUGCCCCACUCUGUAACCCCUAUGCUAUUAAUGAUCGUCUAGAUGCCAUAGAAGACCUCAUGGUUGUGCCUGACAAAAUCUCCGAAGUUGUAGAGCUUCUAAAGAAGCUUCCAGAUAUUGAGAGACUACUCAGUAAAAUUCAUAAUGUUGGGUCUCCCCUGAAGAGUCAGAACCACCCAGAUAGCAGGGCUAUAAUGUAUGAAGAAACUACAUACAGCAAAAAGAAGAUUAUUGAUUUUCUUUCUGCUCUGGAAGGAUUCAAAGUAAUGUGUAAAGUUAUAGGGAUCAUGGAAGAAGUCGUUGAUGGUUUUAAGUCUAAAAUCCUUAAGCAGGUCAUCUCUCUGCAGACAAAAAAUCCUGAAGGUCGUUUUCCUGAUUUGACUGUAGAAUUGAACCGAUGGGAUACAGCCUUUGACCAUGAAAAGGCUCGAAAGACUGGACUUAUUACUCCCAAAGCAGGCUUUGAUUCUGAUUAUGACCAAGCUCUUGCUGACAUAAGAGAAAAUGAACAGAGCCUCCUGGAAUACCUAGAGAAACAGCGCAACAGAAUUGGCUGCAGGACCAUAGUCUAUUGGGGGAUUGGUAGGAACCGUUACCAGUUGGAAAUUCCUGAGAAUUUCACCACUCGCAAUUUGCCAGAAGAAUACGAACUGAAAUCUACCAAGAAGGGCUGUAAACGAUACUGGACCAAAACUAUUGAGAAGAAGUUGGCUAAUCUCAUAAAUGCUGAAGAACGGAGAGAUGUAUCAUUGAAGGACUGCAUGCGGCGACUGUUCUAUAACUUUGAUAAAAAUUACAAGGACUGGCAGUCUGCUGUAGAGUGUAUCGCAGUGUUGGAUGUCUUACUGUGCCUGGCUAACUAUAGUCGAGGGGGUGAUGGUCCUAUGUGUCGCCCAGUAAUUCUGUUGCCAGAAGAUACCCCACCCUUCUUAGAGCUUAAAGGAUCACGCCAUCCUUGCAUUACGAAGACUUUUUUUGGAGAUGAUUUUAUUCCUAAUGACAUUCUAAUAGGCUGUGAGGAAGAGGAGCAGGAAAAUGGCAAAGCCUAUUGUGUGCUUGUUACUGGACCAAAUAUGGGGGGCAAGUCUACGCUUAUGAGACAGGCUGGCUUAUUAGCUGUAAUGGCCCAGAUGGGUUGUUACGUCCCUGCUGAAGUGUGCAGGCUCACACCAAUUGAUAGAGUGUUUACUAGACUUGGUGCCUCAGACAGAAUAAUGUCAGGUGAAAGUACAUUUUUUGUUGAAUUAAGUGAAACUGCCAGCAUACUCAUGCAUGCAACAGCACAUUCUCUGGUGCUUGUGGAUGAAUUAGGAAGAGGUACUGCAACAUUUGAUGGGACAGCAAUAGCAAAUGCAGUUGUUAAAGAACUUGCUGAGACUAUAAAAUGUCGUACAUUAUUUUCAACUCACUACCAUUCAUUAGUAGAAGAUUAUUCUCAAAAUGUUGCUGUGCGCCUAGGACAUAUGGUAUGUGCAAAUUGUUUUUUUCCACAAAUUUGGUUUUUUGAGAGGGCACUUCUGUUGCUAGCACAUGUAUCGCUAAUAUUUUUCUUUCUUAAGGCAUGCAUGGUAGAAAAUGAAUGUGAAGACCCCAGCCAGGAGACUAUUACCUUCCUCUAUAAAUUCAUUAAGGGAGCUUGUCCUAAAAGCUAUGGCUUUAAUGCAGCAAGGCUUGCUAAUCUCCCAGAGGAAGUUAUUCAAAAGGGACAUAGAAAAGCAAGAGAAUUUGAGAAGAUGAAUCAGUCACUACGAUUAUUUCGGUAACUAUAAUGGAAUUAUAACUGACCUUAAGUUUCAAAAAAAACAAACAGUAAAAGGGGAAGGGAUGAUAUACUAUGAAAAAACAAAAAACAAUUUUUUUUUUUUUUUAAUUUUAAGGGAAGUUUGCCUGGCUAGUGAAAGGUCAACUGUAGAUGCUGAAGCUGUCCAUAAAUUGCUGACUUUGAUUAAGGAAUUAUAGACUACAUUGGAAGCUUUGAGUUGACUUCUGACAAAGGUGGUAAAUUCAGACAACAUUAUGAUCUAAUAAACUUUAUUUUUUAAAAAUGA
Molecule: messenger RNA, 5498 nt
Organism: Symphalangus syndactylus (siamang)
Lineage: Eukaryota; Metazoa; Chordata; Mammalia; Primates; Hylobatidae
Gene: MSH6
Product: mutS homolog 6
Biological process (GO): mismatch repair
Cellular component (GO): MutSalpha complex; nucleus
Molecular function (GO): ATP binding; mismatched DNA binding; ATP-dependent DNA damage sensor activity
Source: RefSeq, a predicted model, not a curated record